Vitrella brassicaformis is the source of this 945-nucleotide messenger RNA. Lineage: Eukaryota; Vitrellaceae. The record is from the annotation of a GenBank genome assembly.
CAGAAACGGACCUGCCUUGUGUGCUCUCAAUGAAGUCGAUGUUCAAUGCACACGUUGCAGAAACCUCUGCCGGUGGUCAUGUCGACCCCAGCCAGGCAGGCAGCAAGGCUGGCAUGCAGGCAGGCAGGCCAUCGCACCUCAAGAGGAGACAGACGAUCUGUCUCACUUCACUACCUACUGUCUUUCGCCCACCUACCCCCAAAACAGCAAAGCUGCCACGCAGACCUUCUGUGUGCUCCCGUCAGCUCAGUUCCAGCUUGGCCUGUGCCCCUGUGACGAACAGCCUCAGAAUGCUCUUGUGGUCCUCCCGCACCUUGACGCAGUUCGAGCUCGGCCCGCCCUCAAACACAGACCGCGUCAGGCCCAGACCGAAACACCCCUUGAUCACCAACUUGCCACGGGCUCCAUUCAGCAGCUGCACACACACUCACAAGCACACACGCAUGCGUCCAUUGCCCGCCCAUCAUGAGUGCACUGAUGAUCACUUGAAAGGUGGUGAGGUCCCAGAGCCAGUUGGGUAGCUGCUUCCAGCAGUACUUCCAGGUCUUUUCGUCACACAGGAUGUCAGGCGGACGAGCCCCACGCGCCACGGCAUCGGUGUGGAAGGCCUCCUCGGCCGACGUGUGGUUGCCAUCUUCCCCCAAGAGAGUCGAUGGGGGAAGCAGACAAUCGCUCUCAAAGAACAAGAUGAUGCCCGGACGCCCUGACAUUGAAAGAAAUGACCAUCACGAAUGGGUGGCAUGGUCCGCAUGGGUAUGGAUGAGUGCAUGAAAGCCCCUUCACGUCUGGUUACCCACCGUCGCACAGCGCGGGCUGUGUUGUCUGGGCAUCGCCAGCCUUCCACAGCCACAGAAGCGAGCAAAGAAGAAGCGGGAGCAUAACUGUGGAAAGGGGAGAGGAACGAGAGCAACUGGCGUUCGAGGAAGAGCGAGACUGGAAGGUCUG